GUAGGAUCACGUUUUAUACAAGCAAGAGAGGUAUUCUUUUUUCUCAAUUAUAUUGAAAAAUUUGUAUGUAGCUCUAAGUUUUCUCAAUAUUUUUAUCUAACUGUAACAGGAUGUAUUUGUUGGUGGAACUGACACCACAUCAGCUGUUCUAGAAUGGACAAUGACAGAGCUCUUAAGACAUCCUAAAAUAAUGACAGAGCUGCAAAACGAGGUGAGGAGUAUUCUCAAUGGCAAACCGAACAUAAAUGAUAAUGACCUGGAGAAAAUGCAUUUUCUAAAAGCUGUAAUCAAGGAGAGUCUUCGCUAUCAUUCUCCGGUCCCAUUUUUGGCACGAAUAGCAAGCCAAGACGUUCAAAUUAUGGGAUACAAUAUAGCAGCUGGGACAAUGAUCUUAAUCAACAGUUGGGCAAUCAGUAGAGACCCUGAAUCAUGGGAGGAACCCGAAAAGUUUCAGCCUGAGAGAUUCUUGAAUUCCUCUAUAGACUUCAGAGGAACAGAUUUCCAACUGAUUCCAUUCGGUGCAGGCAGAAGAGGGUGCCCUGGAAUCAGUUUCGCAAUGGCAACUAUUGAAUUUACACUGGCAAAUCUUGUCCAAAAAUUUGACUGGAAAUUGCCCAAUGGAGAAAAAGGAGAGGAUUUGGACAUGACUGAAUAUCCUGGCGUUACAGUUCGUAGGAAAAAACCACUUCUUGCUGUUGCCACUGAAUAUUGCUUCAAAUGCAGAUAAAUUAUACAAUUUGAUACAACAUUGUUUCACUUUUAAGAUUGUAAAGAUUCCUGAUUUGCCUUUCCUUUGUCUUGAAAAUAAGUUGCUAGAGAGGUGCUGACUCAAAACAAAAGAUAUAAGGUUCUUUUAAUGGGACUAUCAGGUGUUGUUCUCUCCUGUAUUUUCCUUAAUUAAUCAUUGUUUUGUUAAAAUUCAAUCAAAUAGAUGCGAUUGAAUAUCUUCACCGACUGAAAAAAUCUAGAGAUUUACGGGUUUGCUGAAUCAGUCUCUCUUUCCCUG
Messenger RNA from Olea europaea var. sylvestris, 1006 nucleotides. Its product is annotated as cytochrome P450 71A8-like. NCBI's taxonomy places the organism in Eukaryota, Viridiplantae, Streptophyta, Magnoliopsida, Lamiales, Oleaceae. The transcript has a single exon. Gene Ontology annotation, molecular function: oxidoreductase activity, acting on paired donors, with incorporation or reduction of molecular oxygen; iron ion binding; heme binding. The coding region runs from base 161 to 727 and encodes 188 amino acids. The record is from RefSeq and is a predicted model, not a curated record.